AUGGCCGAUAAAGAAGCUGCGUUCAACUGUGCCAGGGAGCAGAAGCUGAUUAAUGAAGAGCACGCGCUCUGGAAAAAGAACGCCCGCGCCCUUUACGACCUGGUCAUCACACAUGCCCUGGAGUGGCCCAGUUUCACUGCCCAGUGGUUGCCCGAUGUCACCAGACCAGAGGGGAAGGAUUACAGUGUGCACAGGCUGGUUCUUGGGACACGCACCUCUGAUGAGCAGAAUCACCUGAUGAUCACCAGCGUGCAGCUUCCAAAUUAUGCCUCACAAUACAAGUUUGGAGGCUUCGGUUCAGUGAGUGGUCAAAUUGAGGUUGAGAUCAAGAUUAAUCAUGAGGGGGAAGUCAACAGAGCUCGCUACAUGCCUCAGAACCCUUGCAUCAUUGCCACAAAGCCGACAACCAGUGAUGUGCUGGUUUUUGAUUACACAAAGCACCCCUCCAAGCCAGACCCCUCUGGUGAGUGCACUCCAGACCUGCGUUUGAGGGGCCACCAGAAGGAGGGCUGUGGCCUCUCCUGGAACCCAAACCUGAGUGGUUACCUGCUCAGUGCCUCUGAUGACCAUACAAUCUGUCUUUGGGACAUCAGCAAAGUGCCCAAGGAAGGGAAGAUUGUGGAUGCGAAGACCAUCCUUACAGGUCACACUGCUGUGGUGGAGGAUGUAUCCUGGCAUUUGCUACACGAAUCUCUCUUUGGGUCUGUGGCUGAUGACCAGAAAAUGAUGAUUUGGGAUACACGAUCCAACAACAUCUCCAAACCCAUCCAUGCAGUGGAUGCCCACACUGCUGAGGUCAACUGCCUGCUCUUCAAUCCCUACAGCGAGUUCAUCUUGGCCACCGGCUCAGCAGACAAGACUGUGGCUAUCUGGGACAUGAGGAACCUGAAGCUAAAACUACACUCCAUGGAGUCGCACACAGAUGAGAUCUUCCAGGUUCAGUGGUCCCCCCAUAACAAAAGCAUCCUAGCCUCCAGUGGAACAGAUAGACAGCUGAACGUCUGGGACCUGAGUAAGAUUGGGGAGGCGCAGUCACCCGAGGAUGCCGAAGAUGGUCCUCCUGAGUUGCUGUUCAUUCAUGGUGGACACAGAGCUAAGAUAUCCGACUUCUCCUGGAAUCUGAACGAGCCCUGGGUCAUCUGCUCAGUGUCAGAAGACGACAUCAUGCAAGUUUGGCAGAUGGCUGACUGUAUCUACAAUGAUGAGGACCCAGAAGGAGCUGCAGAUAGAGGUCCAGGCAUGAGUUAA
This is a messenger RNA of Lampris incognitus (smalleye Pacific opah), 1248 nucleotides long. Its product is annotated as histone-binding protein RBBP4-like. Gene Ontology annotation, molecular function: histone binding. Bases 1 to 1248 code for a protein of 415 amino acids. Lineage: Eukaryota; Metazoa; Chordata; Actinopteri; Lampriformes; Lampridae. Gene Ontology annotation, biological process: regulation of gene expression. Gene Ontology annotation, cellular component: nucleus; NuRD complex; ESC/E(Z) complex. The transcript has a single exon. The record is from RefSeq and is a predicted model, not a curated record.